Molecule: messenger RNA, 664 nt
Organism: Ixodes scapularis (black-legged tick)
Lineage: Eukaryota; Metazoa; Arthropoda; Arachnida; Ixodida; Ixodidae
Product: scoloptoxin SSD14-like
Exons: 4
Coding region: 53-664 (203 amino acids)
Biological process (GO): glutathione catabolic process
Cellular component (GO): plasma membrane
Molecular function (GO): glutathione gamma-glutamate hydrolase
Source: RefSeq, a predicted model, not a curated record
CCUUCCGCAACGGGAAAGGAGAGAUGUGUCGGCCGUCCUGAGGGAGUACACGAUGAAGGCGGCCUUCUGGGGUGCCGUCCUCCUCCUGGGUCUCCUGCUCGUCGCGUCGGCGGUGCUCGUUGUUUUCCGCCGCGAGAUCUUCUCGCACCGUCGCCAGCCCAGGGUGCCCUCACACACCAAGAUGGGCAACUUUUCGUUCUGGGCGGCCGUUGCAGGCGCCGGGUACUGCGACCACGUGCCACGAAAGAUCAUGGCGCGCGACGGGACGAUUGCGGACGUGGCUGUGGCCACCAUGCUGUGCGUGUGCGUGGCUCUCCCUCACCGAUGCGGCCUCGGAGGAGGCUUCUUCGCCACAUACUACAACCACAGCAGCCGGACCGCGAUCGCCUUUAACGCCCGAGAGAUGGCGCCCGCGGCCGCCACCGGGGACAUGUACUCCAGGAACUCCACACUGUCUGUUUUUGGUUUCCGUGCUUCCGCCAUCCCCGGCACUUUGAAGGGAUACGCCAGCUUGACCCAAGUGCUCGGCUCCAGGGUGCCGUGGAAGGACCUCUUUGAUGACGCCAUUCGCCUGGCUCGCGACGGAAUCCCCGUCUUCGAGGAUCUCGAGCGUCAGCUGAUGUUGCUCGAACCGCACAUUGUCUCCAACAGAGUGCUCUGGUAA